UCAGACUUCAGUGGUAUUAUAGAAGAAUUUGAUUCCAACUGGAUGCAUAAUUCGCAUAGAAUAGGAGAUAUCCAGAUAUUAAAUAUUGGAGAAAUGGCUUUCAUUUGUUUGGAUAUCAGAUGCCUAUGUAUCUUUCUCAUGUACACAGCAUUUGGCUACGCUUUGUCUGACACUGAGAUAAACGCUAAUCCUCCCCAGGAUUUUCAGAUAGUGGAUCCUGGAUAUUUAGGUUGUCUCUAUUUUCAAUGGCAACCACCAUUGUCUCUGGAUGAUUUUAAGGAAUGCACAAUAGAAUAUGAACUGAAAUACCGAAACAUUGGUAGUGAAAUAUGGAAGACCAUCAUUACUAAGAAUCUACAUUACAAAGAUGGGUUUGAUCUUAACGAGGGCAUUGAAGCAAAAAUACACACACUUUUCCCAGGGAAAUGUGCAAAUGGAUCAAAAGUUCAAAGUUCAUGGUCAGAAGCUACUUAUCGGAUACCACCACAAGGAAAUCCAGAAACUAAAAUUCAGGAUAUGGAUUGUAUAUACUACAACUGGGAAUAUUUACUCUGCUCUUGGAAAGCUGGCAUGGGUGUACGUUUGGAUGACAAUUACAACUUGUUUUAUUGGUAUGAGGGCUUGGAUCAUGCAUUACAGUGCCUCGAUUACAUCAAGGUUAAAGGAAAAAAUAUUGGAUGCAGGUUUCCCUAUUUGAAGUCAGCAGACUACACAGAUUUCUAUAUCUGUGUUAAUGGAUCAUCAGAAUCCAAGCCUAUCAGAGCCAGCUAUUUCAGUUUUCAACUUCAGAAUAUAGUUAAACCUUUGCCACCAGAGCACCUUAGUGUUACUAUGACAAGUCCAAAUGAAAUUAACAUGAAAUGGAGCUUGCCUAGAGGACCCAUUCCACCAAAGUGUUUCAUUUAUGAAAUUGAGUUCACAGAAGAUGAUAUUACCUGGGUGACUACCACAGUUGAAAAUCAAGCGAAUAUCACGAGAACAACAAAUGACAGCCGACAAUUAUGCUUUAUAGUAAGAAGCAAAUUGAAUAUUUAUUGUGCAGAUGAUGGAAUUUGGAGUGAAUGGACUGAGGAGAAUUGCUGGAAAGAUGAUAGAUGGAAGACAAUUUUGAUGUUUUUCAUGCUACUACUUGGUUUUGCCUCAGUAUUAAUUUUCUUGAUGAGUUAUCUGAUUUUAUAAGAGAAAGAAAUUGC
Lemur catta (Ring-tailed lemur) is the source of this 1193-nucleotide messenger RNA. It is a transcript of the gene IL13RA2, whose product is annotated as interleukin 13 receptor subunit alpha 2. Gene Ontology annotation, cellular component: external side of plasma membrane; membrane. NCBI's taxonomy places the organism in Eukaryota, Metazoa, Chordata, Mammalia, Primates, Lemuridae. Gene Ontology annotation, molecular function: protein binding; cytokine receptor activity. The record is from RefSeq and is a predicted model, not a curated record. The transcript is spliced from 9 exons. The coding region runs from base 43 to 1179 and encodes 378 amino acids. Gene Ontology annotation, biological process: cytokine-mediated signaling pathway.